CCGGGCUGGGUUCAGGGCAGCGCUCCGCGCCAUGGGGUCUUGGCAGCGUUUGCUUCUUUUUCAUGGGGUGUCGCUUUGGGGUGGUGCCAGGGCCUGUGCCCCGCUUUGCGGACGCCAGAUGUUGGUUUGUUGGCGCCAGUUAUCUGGCGCUGAGAGUGAGACCCUAAAACAAAGAAGAACACAAAUCAUGUCCCGAGGACUUCCAAAGCAGAAACCAAUAGAAGGUGUCAAACAAGUUAUAGUUGUGGCUUCUGGAAAGGGUGGAGUUGGAAAGUCUACCACAGCAGUGAACCUUGCACUUGCACUAGGAGCAAAUGAUUCGUCAAAGGCCGUUGGUUUGUUAGAUGUGGAUGUGUAUGGCCCUUCAGUUCCAAAGAUGAUGAAUCUGAAAGGAAAUCCAGAAUUAUCAGAGAGCAACCUAAUGAGGCCCCUUUUGAAUUAUGGUGUUGCUUGUAUGUCUAUGGGCUUCCUGGUUGAAGAGACUGCACCAGUUGUUUGGAGAGGCCUUAUGGUAAUGUCAGCCAUUGAGAAACUAUUGAGGCAGACCGGCCCCCACCUCUUCUAUUCACUAGCCCAGUUCUACCUGAUGGACCCUAAGGCUCAAAAGCAGGACCCCAGAUGGCAGGUAGAUUGGGGUCAACUGGACUAUUUAGUUGUUGACAUGCCACCAGGAACUGGAGAUGUGCAGUUAUCAGUCUCACAGAAUAUUCCCAUUUCAGGUGCUGUGAUUGUCUCCACGCCCCAGGACAUUGCACUGAUGGAUGCACACAAGGGUGCUGAGAUGUUUCGAAAAGUCCACGUGCCUGUUCUGGGCCUUGUCCAAAAUAUGAGUGUUUUCCAGUGUCCAAAAUGUAGACACAAAACUCAUAUUUUUGGUGCUGAUGGUGCAAGGAGACUGGCACGGACCCUUGAUCUUGAUGUUCUCGGAGAUGUUCCUUUGCAUCUGAAUAUAAGGGAAGCUUCAGAUACAGGCCAGCCGAUUGUGUUUUCACAGCCUGAAAGUGAUGAGGCCAAAGCUUAUCUGAGGAUUGCUGCAGAAGUGGUGAAAAGAUUGCCCUCACCUCCAGACCAUCCCCCAGCGUCCUGCAGUCUGCCUGAGGCUUGACAGGAGGAGACCUUUGGAGACAGCGGUGUGGUGUGAAGCCUACAGAGCAGAGAGCAAUCAUGGUUGUCUUCUUGUGUUUCUGAGGAAAUAAUGUCCUUUUCACAUUUGAUUUGCUGAGCAACAGCUCACAAAUAAAAUUUUUAUAUAUCAAUGCUAA
This is a messenger RNA of Equus quagga, 1262 nucleotides long. It is a transcript of the gene NUBPL, whose product is annotated as NUBP iron-sulfur cluster assembly factor, mitochondrial. Gene Ontology annotation, cellular component: mitochondrion. NCBI's taxonomy places the organism in Eukaryota, Metazoa, Chordata, Mammalia, Perissodactyla, Equidae. Gene Ontology annotation, molecular function: ATP binding; ATP-dependent FeS chaperone activity; 4 iron, 4 sulfur cluster binding. The record is from RefSeq and is a predicted model, not a curated record. Gene Ontology annotation, biological process: mitochondrial respiratory chain complex I assembly; iron-sulfur cluster assembly. Bases 32 to 1105 code for a protein of 357 amino acids. The transcript has 12 exons.